AGCUUCCAUUUGCACAGCAACAUUGCUGUUUAUCUAGUUAACUAACUACAAAUGGCAAUCUAGUAGAUUUCUCGAACGAUAACAUUUUAAUAACCUUCACAACAAUCUCUGUGAAGAAGUAGUUGUUAGUUUCUACUAUUUUUAAAAACAACUUUGACUCCAUUUCCUCCGAAAUUUGCAUAUUAUGACAAAAAAAAUAUAGUAGAAAACAGGCAUAUUUAUUAUAUUCUUUAUAUAUUAUAGAUUUACAUUACAUAAUUUUAGUAAACAUUAGUGGAAGGAAACUAGUAGUGUGUAGUGACGAAGUUGGGCGAAUUCUGCCUCUUUUUGACGCGACUUUACACUGUCAUUUAGCUUUGAAAAUAUUAACUUUCUGCCAAUUUGUUAUUUAUUUUUAAGAAAUAUGUCGUCCUAUAGUUAAAUCGGCAAUCGUUUCAAAGUGUUUUUUAGUCCAGCUUGCAUCAUGACGGUUCGACGGCCAACAGAGCUCAACUCCUCAGAUGGAGAGCAUUUGAAUGGUCAUCACAACAUGGCAUACCCUCCAGUGCAGUCUGAAGAGCAAACAGGAAUCAGGGACGUUUGGGCGCACAAUCUUCGCGAGGAAUUUAGGUCUAUUCGAACAUUGGUUAGACAGAAUUACAAUUAUGUGGCAAUGGAUACCGAAUUUCCAGGCGUUGUUGCUCGACCUCUCGGCGUGUUCAGGACGUCGCAGGAAUUUCAAUACCAAGUUCUUCGAGUAAAUUGUGAUGCGCUAAGAUUGAUUCAAGCCGGAAUUACGUUGCUAAAUGAGCAUGGUCAAUUGCCCAAAGGAGGAAUUACAACCUGGCAGUUUAACUUCAAGUUUAGCUUGUCGGAGGACAUGUAUGCUAGCGAUAGCAUUGAAUUACUGCAAAAUUGUGGAAUUCAGUUUCAAAAACACGAAACUGAUGGUAUUGAUCCAAUUGCGUUUUCCGAGUUGCUGAUCACAUCAGGUUUGGUGUUGAAUGAAAAUGUGCGAUGGAUAUCAUUCCACAGUGGGUAUGAUUUCGGAUACCUAUACCGCAUCCUCACCGAUCGUCGCCUCCCAGAAAACGAAGGGGAGUUUUUUGAAAUGUUGAAGCUGCAUUUUCCAUUCGUCUAUGACAUUAAAUAUUUAAUGAAGAGCUGUCGAACCCUCAAAGGCGGGCUUCAAGAGGUCGCAGACGAGUUACAAAUCGAACGAUUGGGCCAACAACAUCAAGCCGGAAGUGAUUCUUUGGUGACGGGGCUCACCUUUUUCAAAAUGAAAGAAAUGUUUUUCGAAGAUAACGUUGAUGACACAAAGUACAAUGGUCAUUUGUAUGGAUUAUCAGGAACGUAUGCAAACUGCAACGACAUCAUCGAUCAAGGUCCUGGAAACUUUUAACUGCAGCAAUCUAUCAUAUAGUUUAACUUAUGUUACUACAGUAUAAUAUUUUCAUCAAAAUUGUAUGCAUCUAUUAUUUAGAUGAUUUGUCUUCGAAUAAUGGUAAUUGGGCUCAAACGAUCUCUUAAAAAUAAACACAACUUUUCCAUGAUACUAUUA
Molecule: messenger RNA, 1543 nt
Organism: Folsomia candida
Lineage: Eukaryota; Metazoa; Arthropoda; Collembola; Entomobryomorpha; Isotomidae
Product: CCR4-NOT transcription complex subunit 7
Exons: 7
Coding region: 464-1384 (306 amino acids)
Cellular component (GO): P-body; CCR4-NOT complex; CCR4-NOT core complex
Molecular function (GO): nucleic acid binding; poly(A)-specific ribonuclease activity
Source: RefSeq, a predicted model, not a curated record